Molecule: messenger RNA, 1842 nt
Organism: Ylistrum balloti
Lineage: Eukaryota; Metazoa; Mollusca; Bivalvia; Pectinida; Pectinidae
Product: sodium-coupled monocarboxylate transporter 1-like
Exons: 16
Biological process (GO): sodium ion transport; transmembrane transport
Cellular component (GO): membrane
Molecular function (GO): symporter activity
Source: RefSeq, a predicted model, not a curated record
AUGGCGAUCCUGAAAUUGGAAGAUUACGUCGUUCUGGUAGUAACUGUGCUAUUGUCUCUCGGAAUGGGUUUGUACUAUUCCCUUAAAGGUGAGAAAUUCAAGACAACAGCUCAAUAUAUCAUGGGUGACGGAGACAUGGCGAUACUCCCUGUUGCAUUGUCGCUUCUCGUGUCGUAUAAAUCGGGAAUCAUGCUGUGAGGAAUUCCUGCUGAGGUUUAUAUAUACGGCAUGCAAGUCUUGUUUUUAUUCGUGGGCUUUGCUGUUGCCGAUUUAGUCUCAAUGUACAUAUUUAUUCCUUACCUGAAGAAUUUGGAAAUGACCAGUAUUUUCGAGUAUCUUGAGGUGAGGUACCAGUCCCACGUUAUAAGACUAUUCGGGACUAUUCUGAGCAUUAUUUUUGGGGUGAAUUAUAUGGGAACCGUUUUAGCGAUGCCUGCCGUUACUUUAAAGGCCGUUGCUGGCUUAGACAUCUGGUGGUCUAUCGUCUCUCUUAUGGCUGUUGUACUGAUAUACACAUUAAUUGGAGGUUUCAAGGCCGUCAUUUAUUCUGACGUAAUUCAAGCCGCUUUGAUGUUUGGUGGGAUGUUUGCAGUCAUUAUCAAGGGUACAAUGGAUGCCGGUGGAUUAGCUUCGACGUGGCAAAAAGUGUACGAAACGGGUCGCCUUAACUUUUUUGUAUUUGAUGUCGAUCCUACAGUUCGGCAGUCCUUCUGGAGUGUGUUUGUUGGCGGUUUUAUACUGGGUCUGAUGAGACCUUUCAUGCAAACAUCCUUUCUCCGGAUUAAAGCGACUCCAAAUAUACAAACAACUCAAAGAAUGUAUCUCGUCUCCGCCAUACUUUCGCUGGUGAUACCAAUAUUGACAACGGUGGGUGGGGCCAUUAUGUUCGCUUACUACAACCAGAAAGGAUGUGACCCCUUACUUUCCAAACAGUUGGACAACUCAAAUCAGUUGAUGCCUGCCAUGGUGACAGAGAUAUUUCAAGAUAUGCCGUUCCUACCGGGUCUAUUCCUGUCUUCUUUGUUUAGUGCCUCUCUCAGUACACUGUCGUCAAUAUUAAGUAGCUGUUCGGCUGUUUUUUGGGAAGAUAUCGUCAGACCACACACCAAAGCGAUGUCCGAAAGACGAGGCAUUGUUAUUACUAAACUCGCAGUUUUAGGAUUUGGCAUUAGUGGAGUGGCCGUUGCUAUUCUUGUCUCCCAUACGGAAGGUCCUGUCAUCCAGAUAUUCUCUACAACAUCUGGUAUGAUAAUUGGUACAAUGGGAGGAAUCUUCAUUCUUGGCUGGACUAUACCUUGGGCAAAUAAAUUCGGAGCUCUGAUUGGAGGCGCGACCAGCGUGCUGUUGGUUGGAUGGAUCACUGUGGGCAAAAUGACUUCAUCUGCAUUAAAAAGCAGCCCAAAAUUAGAACCCGCUUCCAUACAAAACUGUCCGAUCAUCAAUAUUUCUUCUUACCAAUCAUACACCAACGCCUAUACAGCCGUUCAACUUAAUAGCACAAAUGUUUCUGCAACUGACCUAACAUUGGGAUCGAAGGAUAGCAUGGACGGACCGCAUGGUGUGGAUGUGCUGUAUUCACUAUCUUUUCGCUGGCUUGGACCGAUGUCCAUCCUCAUCGUGAUCCUAAUUGGUGCUAUCGCUAGCCGUAUGUCAGAAAGGCCGACUGUUGCGCCAGGACUAGUUGUACCCAUUGGUGAACUUAUCUGUGGCUGUUGUCCUUGGCAGAAGAUGGAAAAUGUCCAUUGUAGUGUGAAAUAUCACAAAUCAACAACUACGAAUCUGGAUGAACCGGAGACGCGACACAAAAUGAGAGACGUUGGCAUGAGUGAGUUUCCGGUUUAA